GUGGUUUACGUGUCAAACUACUAAAAGAAAGCGACCAAGAAAAUGCGGAACGCUAAAGCCCCUCCUCACACCUGCAAAACUAGAAGAACAAAGAAGGGAAGGAAGAAGGCGGAGAAGAAGAAGAAACUCGUCUUCUUCGUGCGUGUUCAAAUCAAAUGGAAGCGGAAGGAAGUCAGCUGAAGCUCUACUCCUACUGGCGGAGCUCUUGCUCCUGCCGCGUCCGAAUUGCGCUCAACCUCAAAGGGAUUAAGUACGAAUAUGUGGCAGUCAACUUGGCCAAGGGAGAGCAAUCCAACUCUGAGUUUUUGAAGCUUAACCCUCUUGGUUUUGUGCCGGUGCUGGUGGAUGGAGAGGUUGUGGUUUCUGAUUCUUUUGCCAUUUUAAUGUAUCUUGAAGAUAAGUAUCCCCAGCGUCCACUGUUGCCAAGUGAUCUUGCUAAGAGAGCCCUCAAUUACCAGGUUGCGAAUAUUGUUUCCUCAAGCAUACAGCCAUUCCAGAAUUUAGUUGUGCUGAAAUUUGUGGAAGGUAAAAUUGAUCCACAAACAUGGGCUCGGCACCAUAUUGAAAGGGGCUUUGCAGCUCUUGAGAAGCUCCUUAAAGACCAUGCUGGAAAAUACGCAACAGGAGACGAGGUUUUCAUGGCAGAUUUGUUUGUAGCACCGCAGGUUGAUGGAGCAAUUAGGAGAUUCAAAGUUGACAUGACCCAGUUCCCUCUUCUGCUAAGGCUUCACGAGGCAUACAGUGAGCUACCAUCUAUUCAGGAUGCUAUGCCUGAAAGUCAGCCAGACGCUCCUUCAUCUAGCUCCAGUUAA
Messenger RNA from Linum tenue, 812 nucleotides. NCBI's taxonomy places the organism in Eukaryota, Viridiplantae, Streptophyta, Magnoliopsida, Malpighiales, Linaceae. The record is from the annotation of a GenBank genome assembly.